Messenger RNA from Phytophthora nicotianae INRA-310, 771 nucleotides. RefSeq lists its product as hypothetical. NCBI's taxonomy places the organism in Eukaryota, Oomycota, Peronosporomycetes, Peronosporales, Peronosporaceae. Bases 1 to 771 code for a protein of 256 amino acids. The record is from RefSeq and is a predicted model, not a curated record. The transcript has a single exon.
AUGCGUCUCCGAUGCGUCUAUGGAUUAACAGUGAUCCUUGCUGUUGUCACUCUGGCAACAAGUGUCGGCGCUUCGUCGGUCGAUAUAGACUCCAAGAUGGUAAACCCCACAGCCGAGCUUGCGCUCACGUAUGGCAUGAGUGAUACUAAACCCAAGAGAUUAUUGAGAGCCGAGAAAUUUAUCGAAGAAGGCGGUGAGAACGAAGAGAGGGGAGCGUUCUCAAACAUUGUCGCCAAAGUAAAGGGUCUCGUGAAGGUUGAUCCGAAGCGCAUGCCGGUGGUACCGAAAGGACUAGCAACCGUUAGGGAAAUGCCUGACGAGGGAAACAAGUUCACACUCAAGCUCAAGGAUUUCUUGAACAAGCAGAAAUCACUGGACGAUGUGUACUCGUUGCAAGUAAAGGGUAAGAAGGGCAAAAAGCUGCUCGAACCUGAUGCGCUGCCCAUGUAUAUCAAAUUCAGUGAGCUGACUGCAGCGCAGAGGGGAGGCAAGGACAUGUAUGGAAUUAACGCGCUCCUGAACCACGUACCUGAAAAAGAUCUUCUGGAAAUCGCCAUUCGUGGAAUGAAAAGCACAGAUAAAUUCACUGUUGCGACCGCUGAUCGAGUACGAGCUGGGCUGAUCAGCAAGUGGUGGAGUGAGAAACUGAGACCACAUGAAGUUGCUAGCCUGCUAAAGGGAGGGGAUAUCACAUUGGACAAGGUCCAUAAAGAGGUGGCGAGAUUGUAUCUUAAUACGUACAACAAGGUCCACAUCACCACUACUGGUUAA